AUGGGCGACGGCGACGAUACUCAACGCUCUUCGAGCAAGAAGAGAAAGAGCAAGAAGACGGCCGAAACGGCGACAGAGGAAAUAAAUGAACCCCAAGAUGAGCAGCCUUCUCGAAGGAAGAAAUCACGCAAGAAAGAUGCUGAUCAUACCGCUGCUGUCGAUGCACCGAUACCUCCGCAAUCCAUAGAGGGUGUCACUGAUGGCGAGGAGAAGCCAUCCAAAAAAGAGAAGAAGAAAAGAAAGAAUAACAAGGACACCAUUGCUGAGGAAGAGGUCGUGCAGCCUGUGGACGAUACCGCCGUACCGGAGACCCCAUUAGAUGAAGAUACCACCUCCAAGCACAAAAGGAAAAAGGGCAAGAAACGCAACCCUUCCCCCAGCCAUGAAGUCGAUCCAACUGAGGAGCCAGUGAAGAAGAAACGCAAAAGGUCGAAGCCAGAUCCUUCAGAAGACGAGGCACUAUCGGAGCAAGCACGAAAAGCACUGAUUUAUGCGCACUCGUAUGUUCGCUACCCGGACUCAUGGAAGUUCAACAAGGCCCGGCAGAAUUGGCUCAUUCGCAAUAUCUGGUCCGAUGAACUGAUCCCAGAGACCUAUUUCCCCAUGUCGAUAAAGUAUCUUUCCAGCGUGAAAGGUGGCAUCCGAGAAGCCCUGAUUCAAGCGUGCAAGACCUUGUUAACCGGUGAGACUAGCGCAGACACGCCCAAAGACGACACAGCUACGGACGCCGAACAAUCUAGUGACGUGAAACGGACUAGAGCACAACUCUUACUCGACACACUGCAGGUUGAAUCAUGA
Pleurotus ostreatus (oyster mushroom) is the source of this 798-nucleotide messenger RNA. RefSeq lists its product as uncharacterized. Lineage: Eukaryota; Fungi; Basidiomycota; Agaricomycetes; Agaricales; Pleurotaceae. The transcript has 4 exons. The coding region runs from base 1 to 798 and encodes 265 amino acids. The record is from RefSeq and is a predicted model, not a curated record.